This is a messenger RNA of Polypterus senegalus (gray bichir), 2395 nucleotides long. RefSeq names its product platelet glycoprotein V-like. Gene Ontology annotation, molecular function: protein binding. Lineage: Eukaryota; Metazoa; Chordata; Cladistia; Polypteriformes; Polypteridae. Bases 43 to 1968 code for a protein of 641 amino acids. Gene Ontology annotation, cellular component: extracellular matrix. The transcript has 2 exons. The record is from RefSeq and is a predicted model, not a curated record.
UGUAAGUUGGGCACUUCCUUCACAUCAGUGCUCCAGUCCUUGAUGGUUAUGUUUCAUCUUUCAGCUUCACUCCACCGGUGUGACAUGUGGAUUUUGCUCAGCCUUCUUCUGCUUGCCUUUGGUUCCUGUCAAUCUGAAUGCCCCAUAAACUGUAGUUGUAAUGAUGAGGGCAUGGUUCGCUGUCUGGAUGGCAGCCUUGUCAGCGUGCCAGCUGCUCUGCCGCCCAAUACUACCGUUCUUUUGAUUACAAACUCUCAGGUUCAGGAAUUGGCCGCUCACAGCUUCAACGGCUUGACCACUCUUUGCCGUCUGCAGCUAAGUGGUAAUAAGAUAAAAAGUAUCGCCCCCGAGGCUUUCACUCCUCUGCCUGAUCUCCUUUCUCUUAAACUGUCCGCAAACCAGCUGACUUGGCUUCCACGAGGAGUUUUUGACAGUCUGGCCCAGCUGAAGCAGCUCUUCCUCAAUAAAAAUGACCUCUACUGCUUACCACCUGGUAUCUUUUGGUCCAUGGUCCACCUGAUUGAGAUUGACCUGAGCUCCAACCAUUUCUCUGCCUUUGAUGAGGGCAUAUUUGCAAAUCUGAGCAGGCUCAGGGUCCUUAACUUAGGCAGAAAUCAGUUGAAGAGUCUCCCUGUCAACAUUUUCAGGCCAUUGUCCCAGCUUCAUGAACUGCUGCUCUUUAGUAACCAGCUGGAGGACAUUCAGGCCAACACAUUCAAAACUCUAAGGAACCUGGUGGAGCUGAAACUGCACAGCAACCUGAUUCGAAGACUUCCUCCUGAGCUCUUCCAUUGCAUGCCUCAUCUAGUGAACCUAACACUGUCAAAAAAUCGGCUGGAGGAGCUGCCCCCACAGACCUUCUUUCACUUGGCUAACCUGACACAACUGACCAUUUUUGAAAAUCCUCUGCGUGAGUUGCCACCCUUGCUCUUUGGCAGUAUGCCUCAUAUGAAGGAAUUCUUUCUGUCGAGCACAGACCUUCCCACCAUACCUACCCAUGUGUUUAACAACAUGUCUGGUCUGGAGCAACUCUACAUCACCCUCAACAAAAGACUCACAGUUUUGCCAAAGGAGUCCUUCAGGGGGUUGAGCCAGCUGAAGCACCUGAAGCUGCACACCAACUCCCUUGAGACUCUCGAGGAGCAGCUGCUUGCCCCGUUGGUCAACCUGCAGACCCUUAUUUUGCAUGACAAUCAGCUGCGUUCCCUACCCAGUAAUAUUUUACAGGGUUUGUCUAAGCUCACAACCAUUGACCUGAGCAACAACAUGCUGCCCACUCUUCCUAAGGAGCUCCUGGACUCUGCCACUGCGUUGCAGGAUGUUCAGCUGGUGGGCAACCCCUGGGUUUGUAAUUGUAGCAUACUGGGAUUCACCUUCUGGCUUCAAACUCAUCAGGACAAAGUCCGCAAAAUUAGUGCUCUCUCCUGCUCAUCGUCAGGACCACUCCAUGGAGAAGUUCUGCUUAAAGUACCAAUGCGGCUUGUCUGCAGAGUUGUGUACAGUGGCCCCAAGCCCCCAGCAAAGGCCCCUACUUCCACAGUAGGGCUGAGUGUUCCCAGCAGUAGCACACUCUUCUAUACGCCUACACACAAGUUGGGAGCCACCACUCCCUUGUACUCAUCUGCUUCUUUGAUGUCAACUCUUCGCAGUGGUAAUGGGAAGACUCUUCAAACAAUAUUAUCUACUAGGAGCCAUAGCCAAUUCCACAGUCGAGCACCAGCUGGUCUGCCAUCAUGGAGAGGGGCCGUGGAUGUUUCUCAACGGGGCCUGCUGCUGUGGGUUUUUCCAGUGAAAGUUCCCUAUGGCCACCUCUACUUGUUUGUCUAUGUGUUUCUUGCUGUCUUUCAGUUUGUCCUUCUGGUAGGUGCCAUCUACAUAUUGUGCAAAAUCCUGCAGCUCCGACAUCAACUGAGGUGGCACCUGAGGCCAGUCAUUCUCAUAAGUGUCAGGUGCAAAAACAGAGAGUGAAGUACAAGCCUGCUGCCCCUGGCCGUCCACUCCUUGUGUGGAAUUACCACCUUGAGCAGAUCAGCAAUGAGUGGGUGGAAUGUAAGGAUACAACUCUGGAGAGGUUUGAUAUAUAACUUGGCUAGAGGUGGUACAUCAGCAGUGCGACCUGGAGUUUAUUUGGGGCACCUAUUAUAAUAAAAGUGUGUUUGACUGUGAUAGAAAUGGGUGGGAAGAGGGGGCAAUUCAUUAUGAAGUAAAAUUAGUAAAAGUGCCUUUCUCUUCGUUCCUACUGCUGCUGUUUGGUGGUCUUUAGUCUAAUUUUAUCCUCUGGCCUGUUAAAUCUGUGUUCUGAGCUUUAUUUUGUUCUGGAUACAGUGCCACCUACUGGUGAUUGGCUACUUAACAACAACAUUUGUUUCUAUAAUAUUUUCAUACACAGGCUAUA